CAACAUUCUGUUACCAGCAUGUUGAAAUGUAAGCUGCAGCAACCCCAGACAAUACAUAAUGAUUUUAAUGCAUUAGAUGUCAUGGUUUUUCUUAAAGUUUUCAUUUAAAAUUGCUCUAUAAUUUUCAGAGUUCAACAUAUAAUUUCACCUGCAGGAUUGUAGGCUAUUAAUUUGUGAGGAGGAACUGAUUUCAACCAUUGCCGCUGUGAAACAAGUGUCUGCAUGCCUGGAGCCACUUCAUGUACUAAAGGCUGAAGCUGACUUCCAGUAGAAACAUGAGGACUUUUCUUCUACUAUGUGCAGUAUUCCUGUCAUGGAGGGUUAGUCACGCAGGCAAGAUUUUGAUCGUUCCUUUGGAGGGAAGCCAUUGGGUGAACAUUGGGAUCAUGAUCAAAGCCCUCCAUGCUCAAGGACAUUCUGUCGAUGUCGUACGGACCAGUGAUAGCUGGUACAUCAAGGAGCACUCUGUCCACUACAAGACAAUCACUGUUCCUGUCACCGAAGCCUUUAAUCACGAUUUUAUCAAACCCAUCCUGAAAAAGAUCUUCAGCAUAGAAAGAGGAGAGGCCUCUGUUAUGACCUUUGUGAACUUGCAGGCUGAAAUGUUUAGUGCAAUGUUUGACAUGCAUGGGCUAAUAUCCAAAAUGGCUACGAUCAUGCUUAAAGAUAAAGAACUGAUGGAUAAUUUAAAGGCUCGUAAGUAUGACCUGCUCCUUACUGACCCUGCAUGGGGUGCAGGUAUAAUACUGGCUCACGCUCUUAAGCUUCCUCUGGUCUACAACGUACGAUGGGUAACUAGUGGCGAGGGACACUUGGCGAUUGCACCUUCUCCGUUAUCUUAUAUCCCAAUGACUGGCUCAGGACUUACAGACAAAAUGAGGUUCAUACAGAGGGUCAAAAAUCUCCUUUUCUAUGUCAUAUGGCAAUUCCAAGACACGUUUCUAAUCCACCCACAGUAUCAAGCUGUUUGUAAUAAGUUUUUCGGCCCAGAAGUUAGAUACAGUGGCUUAUUACAGGGAGCGGACCUGUGGCUCAUGAGGGCGGACUUUGUGUUUGAGUUCCCUCGCCCCACCAUGCCUAACGUUAUUUAUAUCGGAGGGUUCCAGUGCAAACCUGCUAAACCUCUACCUCAACACUUGGAAGAGUUUGUUCAGGGUUCUGGAGAGCAUGGAGUCAUCAUCAUGUCUCUGGGGACUUUUAUAGGUGAACUUCCUGCUGACUUGGCAAAUGAGAUCGCUGCUGUUUUUGCUAAAUUACCUCAGAAAGUCAUCUGGAAGUAUACUGGUGACAGACCAGCCACUCUGGGUAACAACACCUUAGUGGUUGACUGGAUGCCACAGAAUGACCUGUUAGGACACCCUAAGAUCAAACUGUUUGUUGCUCAUGGAGGAACAAAUGGAGUCCAAGAAGCUAUUUAUCAUGGAGUCCCAGUUGUUGGUAUCCCUGUGUUUUUUGACCAAUACGACAACCUGCUCCGUCUGAAAGACAGAGGAGGAGCUAAGAUUCUUACAUUAGCUACAGUGGACAAAGACGACAACUUCCUGAAGGCCAUCCAGGAAGUCCUGAACGAGCCCUCCUACAGGAUGAACAUGCAGAGACUGUCCAGGCUGCACAGAGAUCAGCCAAUAACACCACUGGAGAGUGCCCUCUUCUGGAUAGAGUUUGUCAUGAGGCACAAAGGUGCAGCUCACCUGAGAACUGAGUCCUUUAGAAUGCCCUGGUACUCCUACUACUCUGUAGAUGUAGUUUUGUCUUCUCUGGCCACUGUUGCAGUCAUUACUUUCCUACCUCUUGUCUGUUUCAGGUUGACGAAAAAAGAAAGAAAAGGCAUUCAAAUCAAUAAAAAAUGACAAGAAACUGUCCUCUGGCAGACGAGAACUAUUUAAAUCAUGAUUUUUUAUUUUUUAUUUUAAUUCUCUAGUGAUGCAUUCAUGUAAAUAAAGCUGGAAUCCGUUUAAAGUGUG
Molecule: messenger RNA, 1964 nt
Organism: Mugil cephalus (flathead mullet)
Lineage: Eukaryota; Metazoa; Chordata; Actinopteri; Mugiliformes; Mugilidae
Product: UDP-glucuronosyltransferase 2C1-like
Exons: 3
Coding region: 276-1850 (524 amino acids)
Molecular function (GO): UDP-glycosyltransferase activity
Source: RefSeq, a predicted model, not a curated record